This is a messenger RNA of Gymnogyps californianus (California condor), 869 nucleotides long. It is a transcript of the gene SRI, whose product is annotated as sorcin. Gene Ontology annotation, molecular function: calcium ion binding. The record is from RefSeq and is a predicted model, not a curated record. The transcript has 8 exons. Lineage: Eukaryota; Metazoa; Chordata; Aves; Accipitriformes; Cathartidae. Bases 78 to 674 code for a protein of 198 amino acids.
CGUCCCGGUCCCCCCUUCCUGGCCGGGUGGUUGCGCCCGGGCGAGGCCGGACUGGCAGGGGCAGGUGCCAGCCGAAGAUGGCGUUUCCCGGGCAGCCGGCGCCCGGCGGCGGUUUCUACCAGGGCGGGUAUGGAGGAGCUCCAGGAGGACCAGCAUUCCCUGGACAAGCUCAGGAUCCUUUGUAUGGUUAUUUUGCUGCAGUAGCAGGGCAGGAUGGACAAAUAGAUGCUGAUGAGCUACAGAGAUGUCUCACCCAGUCAGGGAUUGCAGGAGCGUAUAAACCUUUCAACUUAGAGACUUGCAGACUCAUGAUCUCGAUGCUGGAUAGGGAUAUGUCUGGCACACUGGGAUUUAAUGAGUUUAAAGAACUCUGGGCUGUGGUCAAUGGCUGGAAGCAACACUUUGUAAAUUUUGACAACGAUAGAAGUGGUACAGUGGAUCGUCAAGAACUAGAGAAAGCCUUGAUGAAUAUGGGAUUUAGACUGAGCCCGCAGGCAGUGACUGCAAUCACAAGGCGAUACAGCACUCGUGGAAAGAUUACAUUUGAUGAUUACAUUGCCUGCUGUGUGAAACUCAGAGCUCUCACUGAAUGUUUUAGAAGAAGGGAUAUAUCUCAGCAGGGUUUUGUGAACUUCCAGUAUGAUGAUUUCAUACAGUGUGUUAUGAGCGUCUAAAUCAAAAGGAAGGAAGCCAUGGAUGAUCACGAUUAACAUUCCAGUUUGUGUUUGCUUUGCCAAAUCUUCCAAUGAUUAUGUAUCUCAAUAUUGGAAACUGCAUAUUUUAUGAAGGUAUCGCUUUACACACUUGCAUUUUUUUAGUUUUGACAAUGAAUAUAAACUACUCGUGUACUGUUGUCUUUUAACUUCCAA